Messenger RNA from Balaenoptera acutorostrata (minke whale), 3110 nucleotides. RefSeq names its product histone deacetylase 10 (gene HDAC10). NCBI's taxonomy places the organism in Eukaryota, Metazoa, Chordata, Mammalia, Artiodactyla, Balaenopteridae. Gene Ontology annotation, molecular function: histone deacetylase activity. The coding region runs from base 534 to 2681 and encodes 715 amino acids. Gene Ontology annotation, cellular component: histone deacetylase complex. The record is from RefSeq and is a predicted model, not a curated record. Gene Ontology annotation, biological process: chromatin organization. The transcript is spliced from 18 exons.
AGGGGCACGGACCCGCGUGGCUCGGCUCAUAGCACGCAGGUGGGGCCGCCGUGACGGUCCGCAGGAGCCUGGGCACACUGGCCCUCCGUCCUCGCACCCGUCCCCUCUGACUUACGCAGGGGCGCCGAGGCCUGCGACCCUCUCCCGGCUCCGGCGAGAGUAGGAGGCGGAGCCGCAGCUGGAGGGAAGAGCGGCUUGGGCAGAGCCCCGAGGGGCCCAGUCUUCGGCCCGCCCCGAUGCAUCGGGGCGGGGUUUGGGGCAGCCGGAGGCGGGUCCAUGCCAGGUCCGAGUUGGAGGAAGCCGGAAGCCAAGCCCCGCGAGCCACCCUAUCGACCCCUGCCCAGCUCUGGCGCCAGCCGGGCCUGGGGCCUCCUUCCUGUCCGGGCUCCGCGCCCGCGCCCCCGGCUGUGCUCCAGGCGUUGGGCUGCUCCCUGGGGCUGCCAAGGGAGGCGGGCAGUGCACUCAACUGCCUGUGAGUGGUAGUGUUUGGGUCCUGCCCACCCUGAGUGGCCCAGAGCGACCACGGUCAGGCCAUGGGGACCGCACUUGUGUACCACGAGGACAUGACAGCUGCCCGGCUGCUCUGGGAUGACCCCGAGUGCGAGAUCGAGUGCCCGGAGCGCCUGACCACAGCCCUGGAGCGCCUGCAGCAGCGUGGCCUGGAGCAAAGGUGUCUGCGGCUGGCAGCCCGGGAGGCCUCGGAGGCGGAACUGGGCCUGGUGCACAGCCCGGAGUAUGUGGCCCUGUUGCAGGGGACCCAGGCCUUGGGCACCGGGGAGCUCCAGACCCUGUCUGGACAGUACGAUGCCGUCUACUUCCACCCGAGUACCUUCCACUGUGCCCGGCUGGCCGCGGGGGCGGCGCUGCAGCUGGUGGAUGCAGUGCUGGCGGGAGCUGUGCGCAACGGGCUCGCCCUGGUGAGGCCUCCUGGGCACCAUAGCCAGAGGGCUGCCGCCAAUGGAUUCUGCGUGUUCAACAACGUGGCCAUAGCAGCCAAACAUGCCCAGCGGCAGCACGGGCUGCACAGGAUCCUCAUCGUUGACUGGGAUGUCCACCAUGGCCAGGGCAUCCAGUAUAUCUUUGAGGAUGACCCCAGUGUCCUUUAUUUCUCCUGGCACCGCUAUGAGCACGGGCGCUUCUGGCCCUAUCUCCGAGAGUCAGAUGCAGACGCUGUUGGGCAGGGCCCGGGCCUUGGCUUCACUGUCAACCUGCCCUGGAACCAGGUCGGGAUGGGAAAUGCUGACUACGUGGCCGCCUUCCUGCAUGUGCUGCUGCCCGUGGCCUUUGAGUUCAACCCUGAGCUGGUCCUAGUCUCCGCGGGAUUUGACUCGGCCAUCGGGGAUCCCGAGGGGCAGAUGCAGGCCACGCCAGAGUGCUUUGCCCACCUCACGCAGCUGCUGCAGAUGUUGGCUGGUGGCCGGGUCUGCGCUGUGCUGGAGGGUGGCUACCACCUGGAGUCACUCUCGCAGUCCGUGUGCAUGAUGGUGCAAGCGCUGCUGGGCGACCCUGCCCCACCCCUGUCGGGGCCCAUGGUGCCGCAUGCCAGCGCCCUGGAGUCCAUCCAGAGUGUCCAGGUAGCCCAGGCCCCUCACUGGAUGAGCCUCCAGCAGCAAGGUCAGCGUGGCCUGGGUCGGGACGGUGCCUCAGGCUCUCAUGCAGUGGCUGUGACACUGAAUCACCCCCUAGGUGUGGCCCCUGUACUGAGUCCCUGCCCCCGCUCCCCAGAGGGGAGGCCCUCGCCUCUGCUGCUGCCUGGGGGGCCCGAAUUCAAGGCAGCAGCGACCCAGGACGUGGCUGCCCUGAGCUCCCUCCUGGACCAGCUGCGCCUCAAUCCCACGCCCCCUGUACGCACAGCUGUUGCCUUGACUGCGCCAGAUGCUGCCCUGGCCCUGCCCUCUGAUGUCCUCUGUGAGGAGGGGUCAGCCCCACAGGAGGAGACGCAGGCCUGGGCCAGGCCACAUGAGGCCCUGGCCCAGGACAGGGCCCUCACUGCACUCGGGAAGGUCUUGUACCUCUUGGACAGGAUCCUGGAUGGGCAGGUGAGCAGUGGCAUUGCAGUCACCCCAGCCUCUGCUGCAGCUGCCACCCUGGAUGUGGCCAUUCGGUGUGGCCUGUCCCACGGAGCCCAGAGGCUGCUUUGUCUGGCUGUGGGACAGCUGGAUCGGCCCCCAGACCUCACGGAUGAUGGGUAUGACUCUCAGGUCAUGUGUGUGUCCGGUUCUGCAAGUAGGACGAAUCUAUGGCUGAAUAUUGGGGGCAAGGAGGCAGCUGCCCUGUCCAUGUUCCACGUCUCUGUGCCACUGCCAGGGACGACUGGAGGGUUUCUGAGCUGUGUCCUGGCCCUGGUGCUGCCCCUGGCCUACAGCUUCCAGCCUGACCUGGUGCUGGUGGCGCUGGGGCCCGCCCAUGGCCUGCGGGACCCCCAAGCUGCACUCCUGGCUGCGCUGCUUCGGGGCCCAGCAGGGGGCCGAGUCUUGGUCCUUGUGGAUGAGGAAUCCACACCCCAGCUCGCGGUGGUCCUGGCCAGGGUGUUGCACGGAGAGGCAGCCCCUAGCCUGGGUCCCUUCUCCAUGGCCUCCCCAGAGGAAGUGCAGGCCCUGAUGCAGCUGAGAGGGCAGCUGGAGCCACGGUGGAAGAUGCUGCAGGUGGCCAGUGAGGCUGGGGGGCCAGGCUCAGGCUGAAUGCUUGGGGCCUUGGGCGACAGCUGCCUUAGAGCUCUGUGGCGGGACGGGCUCACGUCCUGGGGAGUGGGGUGCUGCCCUGAACCAGCUCAUAGCCGCGUCAAGCAGUUGUGCACCUCUUCCCAGCUCCUCCUUGAGUGCUGUGACCUGGUAGCUUGAAAUCGGCCAGGGUGGGAGUAUUUACACCCCAGAAAAGACACCACCAACUAGUCCCCCAAGAGCCUGUUGUUAACCAUUCACCAGCACACUUCUGCGCGAGGCCUCUUUCCUGAGGGCUAGGCUACGGGGCUGCCCGGGACACUGGUUCAGGGGCCCUGUAUCCCCCGCCCCAGCGCAGACUCCCCCCUCCGGAGACCCGCCUCUGCACGGAUGGCCCCUCCCUCGCUCCCUCCCCGCCCAAUCAGUAAACGUCGGUUAAGCGAAAGUCUG